Messenger RNA from Hibiscus syriacus, 1099 nucleotides. Its product is annotated as ganglioside-induced differentiation-associated protein 2-like. Bases 1 to 948 code for a protein of 315 amino acids. The record is from RefSeq and is a predicted model, not a curated record. The transcript has 5 exons. NCBI's taxonomy places the organism in Eukaryota, Viridiplantae, Streptophyta, Magnoliopsida, Malvales, Malvaceae.
AUGGAGCCUUCAAGGUCUGUACGAAAAGCUUCCAGGUUUCCUUUUCAUCCAAAGGUGGAUGAACUUGCACAACCAAAUGGGGUCUUCGCCUUUGCAACAGAUGAGUCCCCUCGAAGUUCCGGUAGUAUUCCAGGUGAGAGAACAAGUUGUGGGGUAAGUGGUAUAGUUACUCCUUCCGGUGAACUUGCCCCAGGCGCACUGACAGGAAAUUAUAAAGGAACGCGGAGUUCGUCUAAUGAUGAUUUCUCGGUGGUGGUGCUUGCUUCCGAUUUGGGUAUAGACGCCCGUCCUUUCUUAUCCGACCACGACACUGAAAUCGAAGACCAAGACCACUGGCACGACUGUCCCCAAGAUUUCUCCGAUGAAGAUUUCUCCGACCUCGAUUUCCUCCAGUUCUUCCGACGUCAGGGAUCCGAUAAAUCCGGUAACCGCAUCAUCGGAAAGUAUUUUCCCGCUCCAGUUGUUAGUGGGGGAGCGACUGAUAUACACCACAAGAUAUGCAGUGAAUUGCCUGAAGGUCCAUUCUGCAUAGUUUAUAUGCACAGCACAGUGCAGAAGGAGGAUAACUCCCCUGGUGCUACCAUCUUGAAGUGGAUUUAUGAAGAACUUCUUUCUGAGAUCAAGGAUAGGCUGCAAGUCAUCUACUUUAUACACCCUGGGCUUCGUUCAAGACUUGUCUUUGCCACUUUGGGCCGGUUUCUUUUAAGUGGGGGUUUAUAUUGGAAGAUCAAGUACAUAAGCCGCCUGCAGUACCUAUGGGAUGACAUAAAGAAGGGAGAGGUUGAGAUCCCUGAAUUUGUGCAAAACCAUGACAAUGUUCUUGAGCACCGGCCGCUAACAGAUUAUGGCAUUGAACCGGAUCCUCUCCACUUAACAGAGGUACCUACCACUGCCUACUCAUUGGGGAGGUAUGAAGAGAGAUUGAUCUCAAGAGGAUUCAUGUUAUAGUAUCGAAUUAGACACAGCUAAACCCACUGAAAGGGUUUUCAGCCUCUGGCCGUUAGGAAUUAUCAGGUAAAACAAGAAUCAAGAACUUUAUAUGGCUUUAUAUUGCGUUCCUUUCUCUCUUAGAAACCGCUACGUUGUAAUUACGUAAAUU